AUGAAGAGAUUCUUGGGUUGGAAGUUUAUAAGUGUGUAUUUGCUAGUGGUGAUCUUGUUUCCUGCUGAAAGUGGGUUGGUCUCCAAAUGGCGGCCUAAGGAUCGGAUGAAAACAGGAUGUGUUGCUCUUGUUUUGUGUUUGAAUAUCAGUGUGGACUCACCCGAUGUUAUAAAGAUUUCACCUUGUGCCAGGAUUAUAAGCAGACUACAGAAUGUGCAGAUAUGUUGGGCAUUUUCUAUCUAUUUGGAAGCUGUUGCUAUUCUCCCACAGUUGGUUCUGCUGCAGCGAAGUGGAAAUGCUGACAAUUUGAUCGGUCAAUAUGUUUUCUUUCUUGGGGCAUACCGUGCAUUGAAUAUUCUCAACUGGAUUUGUCGGUAUCUCACACAACCCCAUUUCAAUGGAUGGAUAUCCUGUUUCUCUAGCUUAAUACAAACAGCUCUUUAUGCUGAUUUCUUCUACUAUUACUUCAUAAGGCUUUAUGAGGAAGGGCAUUUACGUCUUUACUCUUCGCCUGGGUGGUAG
Messenger RNA from Lactuca saligna, 522 nucleotides. The record is from the annotation of a GenBank genome assembly. Lineage: Eukaryota; Viridiplantae; Streptophyta; Magnoliopsida; Asterales; Asteraceae.